Molecule: messenger RNA, 962 nt
Organism: Cynara cardunculus var. scolymus (artichoke)
Lineage: Eukaryota; Viridiplantae; Streptophyta; Magnoliopsida; Asterales; Asteraceae
Product: mediator of RNA polymerase II transcription subunit 32-like
Exons: 2
Coding region: 247-687 (146 amino acids)
Biological process (GO): leaf senescence; regulation of DNA-templated transcription; cold acclimation
Cellular component (GO): mediator complex
Source: RefSeq, a predicted model, not a curated record
UCUCAACCCGGCGCAACAACCCCAACGUCAAUUUCUUUCUUCUCUCCGUCAACCUUCUACGAAAAACGUUGAUCAGGAGCAUCACGAAGCCAUUUCCACUCCUGAUUCAGGGUUCUAUCCAUCAAAGUUCUUCAGUCAUAUCGCUUACUGUUGUUCAACUACUAGACCAGCUCACGUCGCAUCGAAACAAGGUAGUUUGAAGCAAAUUGAUAGUUUCCUUAACAAGUUCAAUCACAAUAGGAAUCAAUGGAUAGCAUUGUAGAUGCUUUGAACAAUGCGUAUCAAGAAUUUGUGGGUGCAGUAGCUAGCACACUUGAAGCCAAGGAAGCCUCGGGUGGUCAGGUUACUGUUGCCACAGAUGCUGCCCUGGAGAACCUCAAGCAGAAGUGGGAAUUGUUUCGAGUGGCCUGUGAUCAGGCUGAGGAGUUUGUAGAGUCUGUGAAACUGAGAAUAGGUUCUGAAUGCUUGGUGGAUGAGGCCACUGGCUCGGUUGCCGGGAAGCCAGGGCAAUCCGUCACACCUGGCCUUCCACCUAUUAGUGCGGUCCGAUUGGAACAGAUGAGUAAAGCUGUCCGCUGGCUAGUAAUUGAACUUCAACAAGGUUCAGGAUCUGCAGGCAACUUAUCAAUGCCCCAACACUCUUCUGCACCUUUUGAUGCUCGGUUUCAUGAAGAUUCAGCUCAAUAGGUACUUCAACAAAUGGUCACCCUUUUCUGUGUUUAUUUGUUCUCCCCAAAAUUAAAGUUUCACUUUCAACUGUUGUCUAGAUCCCAUUGUAAUUACUGUUUCCCAGAUUAUAGACCGAUACGGGUUACUUCGCCUUUUAAGGGCGACACAUACGCUUGAUAUUGCUUUCCCAGGUUAUGUAGUGUAAUGUUAUAGUUUUAAGCUCUUAACUCUAGACCAUAUUUUAUAAUUCAUAUAUUAUCGAUGCUUAUAUAUUUGCGGCGGGUUGGAUUGGG